This is a messenger RNA of Nematocida ausubeli, 891 nucleotides long. RefSeq lists its product as uncharacterized. The record is from RefSeq and is a predicted model, not a curated record. Gene Ontology annotation, molecular function: structural constituent of ribosome; 5S rRNA binding. The coding region runs from base 1 to 891 and encodes 296 amino acids. Lineage: Eukaryota; Fungi; Microsporidia. The transcript has a single exon. Gene Ontology annotation, biological process: ribosomal large subunit assembly; translation. Gene Ontology annotation, cellular component: ribosome; cytosolic large ribosomal subunit.
AUGUCAUUUGAAGCAGCAAGAGACCACAAAUCACACAUGAAGAGAAUGAGACUUCCUUUAAGACGAAGAAGAGAAGGUAAGACCGACUACCAGCAGAGACAUAACCUAAUUAGACACAACAAGGCCAACUAUGGAGAGGUGAAAUCCAGAUUUGUUGUAAGAAUUACCAAUACUAAAGUUAUCUGCCAGAUAGUGCAGGCAUACACUAUAGGUGACAAGGUUAUCUGCGCAGCAGACUCAACCGAGCUGAAGAAGUACGGCAUCACAUUUGGUCUGAAGAACUACUCCGCUGCAUACGCAACUGGAUUCCUCUGCGCAAGAAAAAUGCUCACCAAGCUGGGCCUUGCAGGAGAGUACACCGGAAAGGAGGAGAUUGACGGAGAAGAGUACUUAGAGUCUGACAACGAAGAAGGACCAAGCGCAUUCAGAUGCUACUUGGACCUUGGUCUUGCCAGAUCCUCAAAGGGUGCCAAAGUAUUCGCCGCCAUGAAGGGGGCAUGCGAUGGAGGACUCCACAUCCCACACUCACCAAACAAGUUCGCUGGGUUUGACAAAGAAAGCAAAGAGCUCGAUGCAGAGGCACUGAAAGACAGAAUCUUUGGAGGACACGUCGCCAACUACAUGCGGGAGCUGCAGGAGAAUGACUCUGAGGCAUACGCAGCAAAGUUCUCCGAGUACAUUAAGAACGGAAUAACUGCAGACAUGAUUGAGCAGAAGUACGAAGAGGCAUUUGAAAAGAUCAGACAGGACUCUUUCGAAAGAACCAAGAGAACCACCAAGAUUGACAGAUCCAAGUACCAGUACAAGCCAGCCAAGCUAACUAACGCUGAGAGAAAGGAGAAGAUAAAGGCAAAGUACAUGCUGCUCACUGGAGAAGAGGCUACUAACUAA